GCUACCAGAGGGAGCUGACGUACCAGCGAGACGACGGAUCGUUCAGUGCCUUCGGAAAGAAUGACGAUUCAGGUAGCAUGUGGCUGACAGCGUUUGUAGCGAAGUCGUUCCAUCAGGCACGCGAUCACAUCUACGUUGACCAGGCGACGAUAAAGAAAGCGCUGCGCUGGAUACUGCUCCAACAGGGGGAGGACGGUAGCUUCCCCGAGCCGGGACGCGUCAUUCACACCGACAUGCAG
Molecule: messenger RNA, 239 nt
Organism: Priapulus caudatus
Lineage: Eukaryota; Metazoa; Priapulida; Priapulimorpha; Priapulimorphida; Priapulidae
Product: C3 and PZP-like alpha-2-macroglobulin domain-containing protein 8
Source: RefSeq, a predicted model, not a curated record